Plenodomus lingam JN3 is the source of this 2154-nucleotide messenger RNA. RefSeq lists its product as uncharacterized. The record is from RefSeq and is a predicted model, not a curated record. Gene Ontology annotation, molecular function: L-cysteine transmembrane transporter activity. Gene Ontology annotation, cellular component: membrane. Gene Ontology annotation, biological process: transmembrane transport; L-cysteine transport. Lineage: Eukaryota; Fungi; Ascomycota; Dothideomycetes; Pleosporales; Leptosphaeriaceae.
AUGAACCCCUGCGGUGCUCGCGCGGCACUCCACCGAUGUUCGUUGACCACUACACCGACGCAACACAGACAGAGGCCGCCUGGUCGCUUGGAAGAGUCGGAUACCCAGCAUACCCAGCACCGGCGAAGGGGAAGAAGCUGGUGGCCUGACUCGCCGCCGCGGGUGUCAAAGAGCAGCAGUGUCUUACGGUUGGUGGCCUUUCUGCCUGCCCGUCCCCAGUUUCUCACACGAGCUUAUUCCUUCACAUGCAGCCGACGACUAGAAACAUCAAGUCCUAUCAGCGUGCGCCGUCGGUCUGUAUUGCGCCGAGCAGUUGCUGUUGUUGCUCCAAUGCAGCCUUCUCCCGACCGACCUGAGUUGACGAGUCGCGAGUCGCAUGGCCUCACGACCCAGGUUUGCGGAGUACCCAGCCUGUCCACAAUCGACCGGGGUCCGCGCCCGCAUGGGGUAGAGAUUGGACCGGGGAAGGCCUGGGGACACUCGGACGGGGGCAAUCUAAGCCAGGUAGAAAUAUCUGGUCGAGCGCUCCGCUCUUUGCUUCUUGUUCUCUUCACAAUGGCCGCCAAUCGAGCCAGUGCCGACGGUGUCAACUCGACACCGCACGCCACCACCGACUACGACCAGAAGAAGGACAUCAGCCAGGUCGAGCGUGUCCUGUCUGCCGAAGACGAGAAGAAAGACCAUGUCAACUACGACCGUAUUGACAACGAAGUCGCAAAGUAUGCCGAUGCGGUUGCCGUUCACAUCUCGCCUGAGGAGGAUGCUCGCUUGAAGAAGCUGAUCGACCGCCGUGUGCUCCCCAUCAUGGUUGUCACCUACUUUUUGCAGGCGCUCGACAAGGGCACCAUGUCCGCUACAUCGAUCAUGGGAAUUCGAGAGGAUAUCCCAGUUCUCCAGUCGAACCAGACAUUUGGAUGGCUCACGACCUGUAUCUACCUUGCUGUGCUCGUCGUCGAAUACCCAACCAACUGGAUCAUCCAACGUGUCCCUGUCGCCAAAUACCUCGGAGCCAACAUUCUCGCAUGGAGUCUUGUCCUCUGCUGCCAUGCGCUCUGCUUCAGCUUCCCCGCUCUUGUCACCGUGCGAACUCUGCUCGGUAUCUUCGAAGCGGUUUGCCAGCCUGCUUUCCUGGUCAUGACCUCGAUUUGGUACAAGCGUGAUGAACAGGCUCAAAUCGUGACGUACUGGUACAUGAUGAACGGUAUGCAGCAAAUUGUCGGUGGUCUCCUGGCCUAUGGCUUCUCCAUGAUCAAGCACCCCAGCCAAGGCGGCACUGCUCCCAUCCGGUCAUGGCAAGCCAUCUUCAUCGCCUAUGGCUUGAUCUCCUUCCUCUGGGGUAUUUGGGUUAUCAUCAGACUCCCUGACAGCCCUAUGCGUGCCAAGUGCUUCUCCGAAGCCGACAAGAAGCUCAUGGUCGAGCGCGUUCGUUCCAACCAGACUGGUCUUCAGAACAAGAAGUUCCGUGCCUACCAGUUCAAGGAGGCUCUUCUCGACCCCCAGACCUACUGCUACAUGGGUAUCCAAUUCUUCACUACGCUCCCCACCUCCGGUCUUGGUGCUUUCUACAACAUCAUCAUCAAGGGUCUCGGCUUCACUGUCCUCCAGACCCAGCUCCUCGCCAUGGUUCUCGGUGUCGUCAUCAUUGCCACUCUCAUGGGCUCUGCCUGGUUGGUCAAGAAGACCAAGCAGAAUCUGCUCACCAUGGCCGUCUUCAUGAUUCCCGCCUUCGUUGGAACCAUCAUCAUCAUGACGGUCAAAAACACAAACGACGCCACUCGCGCCGGUCUCCUCAUCAGCUACUGGAUCGUCUUCACCUUCUGGGCUGCUCAGGGUCUUGGUAUGAGUAUGCUCACCCGUAAUGUCGGUGGCCAGACCAAGAAAUCCGUCUGCAUCACCAUGAACUUCUUCGCCUGGUGCGCCGGCAACGCCACCGGCCCGAAGGUCUUCUUCGACGGCGACCCCCGCUACCUCAAGUCCCUCGCCAUCCAUCUCGGCUGCUACUCCGCACUCCUCUUCGUCAUCGCCUUCCUCCGCUUCAACCUCACGCUCCGCAACAGGCGCAAGGACCGCGAGUUUGGCAAGGAGACGGAUGCAACCCAUGGAUUCGACGAUCUUACAGAUAAGGAAAAUCCCAACUUCCGUUAUGUUUAUUAG